AUGAAGGAAAAAUUAAGUUUAAAAAAGCAAGAGAGUUCAGAGGAUCCUUCAUCUGUUCCGUUGAAUGUCGUCGUCAACGUUAAUCAGCAAAUCAACAACGAAACAAAAAAGGAGGACAAAAAGGAUAAAAAGGAUAAAAAAUCGUGCAUGAAUAAAGUAAAAGGUCUUUCGCUGGUUUUGAAGAUCGCAGUGGCUCUUUUGACAAUCCAUGGAAUCGUUACGCCUUUAAUUCUUUCGAAAAUGAGUCCUCAUUCGGAUUCGCAGGACAAUUCCACAAAUGCUGCAGCUUCAGAGAUCGACGAAGUCAAAGCAGAAAGCGAAAAGUGCUACGGACGGGAGAAGAAUUCCUUGAUGGUUCUUACUGGUUAUGGAUCAAAAACUGAGUAUCUAAGCUACGUGCUCAAACCUGACGGAAGCGAGAGUCCUCGCACAAUCAAGAUGCCUUCUUCAAUUGAUAGCUCUCAGUUCCUUUACGCUUCGAUUUCCGCUAUGAUCCGCGGAAAAGUCUUCAUUUUUGGUAAACUAAGCGGCUCAGACUAUGGACUCAGGAUAAGAAUGAUAAGUGGCUGUGAAAUCAAGGAGUUAGAUGUCAAACUCAACAAUCGAUAUUACUUCGGCUCUUCUGUAGUAACGGCGGCUGAUCAACAAUCUGCGAUGAUUUGCUUUCCGGAUGAUGAAAAGUUCAAAAAAUGCGAAGAAUUCGACGGAAGCGCUGUUUCAAUAAAACCUUCGACCAAAUACUCGCACAGAAGUUCAUGCUUGGCGCUCUACAACGACCAACCAGUUGCAGUCAGCUCCGGACUUCCUGAGGGCCGCAAAAAAGUGGAGAAAUUCGAUGGCGUUUCUUGGACGGAAAUGGAAGAUUUUCCAAAGCCAAUUUACAUACACUCCUGCAUUGGAGUUUUCGACGGAUAUCUUCUCCUGGGAGGUAAUUACGAAGAAAAUGACAAAUAUUACAAUUCAAAAGAUGUUUAUCUACUUCGUGACUCAAGAUGGACCGUGGUUGGCCAGCUCAAUAAAUAUCAUUGGUACUCUUCUGCAACGCGAAUCAGAAACACGAUUUAUCUUGUGAGCGGCAAAAAAGAACCUUACGCCGUGGAGAAACUUGAAUGGGAUGGAGAAGAAAUAUCCUCGGCAAAAGUCAUCAACAACCACUCAAAUCCAUUUUGGAGGCCGAUAAUAUUCCCUGUCGAUGAAUUUUACUGUACAUAA
Messenger RNA from Oikopleura dioica, 1212 nucleotides. NCBI's taxonomy places the organism in Eukaryota, Metazoa, Chordata, Appendicularia, Copelata, Oikopleuridae. The record is from the annotation of a GenBank genome assembly.